This is a messenger RNA of Metarhizium brunneum ARSEF 3297, 618 nucleotides long. It is a transcript of the gene rlc1, whose product is annotated as Myosin regulatory light chain 1. The record is from RefSeq and is a predicted model, not a curated record. Gene Ontology annotation, biological process: mitotic cytokinesis; actomyosin structure organization. Lineage: Eukaryota; Fungi; Ascomycota; Sordariomycetes; Hypocreales; Clavicipitaceae. Gene Ontology annotation, cellular component: cytoplasm; myosin II complex. Gene Ontology annotation, molecular function: calcium ion binding; cytoskeletal motor regulator activity; myosin heavy chain binding.
AUGACGCCUUCAUCACCACAUAGGUCAUCUCAGCAGACGAGCGUGUCUGUAUCACAGCCCCUUGCAAGCGGAAACGCAUUAUCACAACUACAGCCAGCACAGGUCAGAACGCUGAGGGACGGAUUCCAGAUUUUAGAUCGAGACUGUGAUGGCAUGGUGAAUCGCGAAGACGUCGCUGACAUGUUGAGCCAGUUGGGUCUUCCCAAUAGCGCGUCUGAUGUUUCACAAUUUUUUCCUCCAUCAAAAUCACAGACCAUUGCAUUGGCGGCAUUCUUGAACUCGUUAGCAGAAACAUUAUGUCAACUUUCGCCCAGCGCGGAGCUGCUUUCGGCAUUCUCCGCUUUUGAUGACGAUGACAGUGGUCAGGUAGACUGGGCCGAGCUCAGAGACGCGCUGCUCAACACGGCGCCGGAACCUGGCGAGCGACCUCUGGCUGCGGCUGAGGUUGAGCGUGUCGUCAAUGGCUUCACCGGCCGACGAGCCUUCAAUCGAAACAUCAAUGCGCAGUUGGGUGCCAAGAAGGGUGAGGUGUUCAAGUAUAACGAGUUUGUCAACUCCAUCAUGGGAUCUAAUGGGGCGUCGGAAGGAUCGUCGCAAGAGAACUCGGAGGAGCAAUAA